AUGGUGGAACGAUUGAUGGGACUAGGUUCCUCUUUUUUUGUAGAUCUUUCUGAUUGUUAUUCUUCAUAUUGGGCGGUAUAUCUCUUCUUCCAUCAUGUCAACAUCCCUCUCGCCGCCUUUAGGUUCGCUCUUCCGUGCAGCGCUCUGGCGUCUCCAUUACUCGUCGCUGAAAUCUCCUUACUGGCUUCCACUGAUCGAGUAAGAGACGAAUUCCAUUUUGCAGAACAGAUUCGUUAUAUCACCUUAUGGUAG
Acaulospora morrowiae is the source of this 252-nucleotide messenger RNA. The record is from the annotation of a GenBank genome assembly. NCBI's taxonomy places the organism in Eukaryota, Fungi, Glomeromycota, Glomeromycetes, Diversisporales, Acaulosporaceae.